Schistocerca gregaria is the source of this 1122-nucleotide messenger RNA. RefSeq lists its product as uncharacterized. Lineage: Eukaryota; Metazoa; Arthropoda; Insecta; Orthoptera; Acrididae. The transcript has 2 exons. Bases 70 to 765 code for a protein of 231 amino acids. The record is from RefSeq and is a predicted model, not a curated record.
GAAAACGGGCACUUUUGGUACACACACUCGCCAUUGGCUCUGUGGGUACGAGUAAUUCGCAAAAGAGCAAUGCUUCUCCGUAUCGCUAUUUUCUGGAUUUUCUUCAUUACCGCAUCCGGUCUGGCGGCGAAUGAGCCACCCAACGAACUAGAACUCUCGUCCAAGCUCAAAUUUGCUAGGGGCGAGUACUCUCUGAACUACGUUACAGUUAAGAGCGAAGCCACUAAUGGCGCUGCUAUACUGGACAAGAAAGGGGUAUUCUUCCCAAUAGUUGACAGAAUAUCGAGUCUUGUCAUCAGCAACUCUUAUUCGACGUUCGUAGAAUCAUCUGAAGCCGGGAGCCCCACCUAUGCUUCUUCGCCCAACAUACAAAUCAUGUUUUCUGGACACAUCACAACAUCUAAGCCGUACUUCGUACGCACGAGCGACGGUAGAACCUACGUCAUAGCUUCGUUCAAUGCCAUCAUCACACUGAAAGACGGAUCACCGACCGGCAUCAAGUGGGUGGAGGGAUGUGCCUCGUGCCAAUGCAGUAUCACCAGCGGCAGCCAGUCGUGCUCUAGUGUGUGCCUGAAUAACAUGUGCGCCAUUCCGGAAGCCGAAUGCAAGAAGUUGGGUGGUUGCGAUAUCAAGGUCUUCGUGGGCUGGGAUGGCUCCGAUUCCGCUGGAGCCAGGUGUCGAAGUUCAGAGUCAAUGCCUUUCAGGUUUUCGAGACUGAUCACAGAAGACCCCUAUUUUGUUACGGCCGGUACUCCCUCGUCGUGACACACACGCGUGAUGGUCUCCAAUGUAAAAGAACUCGCCUUAGAAAAAGAGAGAUGUCGGUUUUGCGCCGGUGCGCGCGUACACGGUUCGUCUUGCCGUCUCUUGUACAAUGCUUUUUCACGAGGUAAAUGCCUCGAGAGUCAUCGCCCUCCACCGUGUACGCAGAAGUCAAGUGGCACCUUAUCGUUCUAUCUUUGACAUGUUUUCCCAAUAUUUUUUUUUGCUGCCUCUCAUAACCGCGAUUCGAUGAGCCACGACAUGUUGUACAUCUCCUUUUCUGAAUAGCGGGGUUGAAAUUGAUUGAAGGUUUUUUGCACUUGAUAAAUGUGCAAGAAGUUGUACCCAGUUUGUUGAAAA